This is a messenger RNA of Eublepharis macularius, 5095 nucleotides long. Its product is annotated as Krueppel-like factor 5. Lineage: Eukaryota; Metazoa; Chordata; Lepidosauria; Squamata; Eublepharidae. Gene Ontology annotation, molecular function: DNA-binding transcription factor activity, RNA polymerase II-specific; RNA polymerase II cis-regulatory region sequence-specific DNA binding. The transcript has 4 exons. The coding region runs from base 157 to 1461 and encodes 434 amino acids. Gene Ontology annotation, biological process: regulation of transcription by RNA polymerase II. The record is from RefSeq and is a predicted model, not a curated record.
UUAAGGCUACAGAGCACCUGGAUUCCUAAAGAUUAGCAACAGGCAGGCGUGCUUCGGAGUGCCUGAACUCCUGCUGUAUUGUCCCAAAGCUUGUUUUUUCUUCCCUGAUUUGUGUUUCGCAACUCGACAGAGUGAGAGUGGGGGAACACAGGCGGGAUGAGUAGCGGGGGGCUUGUCUUAAGCACCCCAAAUUCAGACGAAAGAACAGCGUUUACGCCACUUAAGCCAGUCACAAUGUCCAGGGAUUCUACUGAAGACACGGCUGUCUUUGACGACAUCAAGCCCCCAAUACGGAUCCUGGAUAAUCAGCAUGAUCUGACACAGGCACAAUCCGAAAUGGACAAGUACUUCUCUGGGCAAGUGCCGUCAGUGCCAAUGGGGCCUGAUAAGAAGUAUCGCCGGGAGAGUGCCUCGGUGGUGGAUGAGUAUUUCUCGACCGAGAAGCCACCUUCCACACCCUACAGUGUGAAUAUCAAUGUGAUCCUGCCGGACACCACUCACCUGCGCACUGGGCUCUGUCGUCCCACCAAGCCCCUCCUCCCCUUCUCCCAGAUCAAAAUGGAACCUGGCACCAGCUUUGCCCAACCCUGCUCAUCCACUACUGGCUCAACCCAGACUCUGCCAGACUUUACCAGCGUCUUCAGCAUGCCCCAGUCGGUGGCAGUGAACAAUAUCUUCGUCAAGCAAGAAAUGCCCUCGGAAAUCCCUUUGUCAUCAAGCCUGCUCUACCAGUUGUCAGCUAGCCACAGCGGAGGGGAAAUGACCACAAUGGCACAUUCAACAUGCAACACUACCGCCAUCAACACCAUCACUGGUGUCGCCAUGUCCACCGGCAGCUCCAUGCUGGACUCCAGACCCCUUCCCAGGCCCAUUAGGCCAGGAGGGCAGGUCAAGCCCUUCCAACCCACCUCCCAAGGGCAAGGUGGUUUCCAGUUAGCAGGACAGUUCUAUCCGGUGCCCGGAGUGAGCCUGCCCCCUUCGCCUCCCAACUCACAGCCCGGCAGCCCCGAGAACCAGCCAGAGCUCAUUAACACCAUCUCUCCUCCACCUCCUUAUGAAGCCACUUUUGGACUGAAACUGGCUCAGCCAGGCCAGAUCCCACCACUCUCAAAUGGCCUGGGGAACCUCUCCCAGGGGCACGUCAUCAUGCAGACGCCAAAAUACAAUCGGCGGAACAACCCAGAGCUGGAAAAGAGGAGGAUCCACCACUGUGAUUACCCUGGUUGCACAAAGGUCUACACCAAAAGUUCACACUUGAAGGCACAUCAGAGAACACAUACUGGUGAGAAGCCGUACAAGUGUACAUGGGACGGCUGUGACUGGCGCUUUGCCCGCUCAGAUGAGCUCACCCGACACUACCGCAAGCACACUGGGGCCAAGCCUUUCAAGUGCGUUGCCUGUGGCCGUUGCUUCUCCCGCUCUGACCAUCUGGCUUUGCACAUGAAGAGGCACCAGAACUAAAGACAGGAGCAUCCUCGUCCCCUCACAGAGAUCCCCCUCUCAUUUUGUACAUAAGAACCAAACCGCACUGUGAUCAAAUGGCUACAUAUCUGGCUUUGCUUCUUGACACUCUGAGUGCUUUAAAAGAAAAUUAAGCCACAGACAGGAGGGUAGAUCUGGGAAUUCCAGAGCUCCGUCUCCAGAAAACAUGCAACUUCUUUUGCCCUUCAGGAGACCUUUUCUCCAGCUUUUCUGCUAGGGCUUUUUGCCUCCUGGGGAAUUUGCAAUCCUAGGAUGUUUGGACUCUUGGAUAAAAGUUAUUUCUGCAGCUGCUCACUAGUUUCAAGAAUCACUCAGAACUUCAGUGACUGUAACCUGUUUGAAACAUCAAGUUUGUGCAGAUAACAUCAUGGCCAUGAUGUUAGUACAUGUUACUAGCACAGGCCCGUGGCUGACUGAGAUGCACCUUUGCUUCAUUUGCUCCAUUCAAGUUGUGGGAGUGGAUGGGUCUGCCUUAUUUCUGUUGCUGGACACUGCUGAAGUAGAGUCGACACACUGUGCCUGUUUCCAUCACAGCCUUGGAUUCUAACCUGUUCUUUACCAGCUUGAAAAGUGGAGGAAGACCGGCAAACACUGUGGAAAGUUCCACAUUGAUUCCCAUAAUGCUCAGUGCCACUUCUCUCCCAAAAUGCACAGCUAAUCUGCCUUUUGACGUGACCACAAGAAAUUGAUUCUGUUUUUAUAGUUUGCUCUUUUCUUCUUCUUUUUUUUUUGCUGUGGACAGAUAUGGAUUUUGCCAAAUUUUAAAAGCAACUUUGGAAACAAGUUCUGGUCAUUCUUCAUCCCUAGUUGGAUUGUGUUGCUCCCCUCAAAAAGAGUUCAUGGCCUUGGAGGAACUGCUGCUGUUCUUGCUUGAAAAGAUCACAGGAUGUCCCCAAGAUGUCCAAGAAAUCAAUUAGACAGAAAGACUGAAAUGGCACAUGAAGUGCUGGCCAGGAUGACUUUAAAUGCAAUAAAGUACAACCACUCCAAGUUCAGAUCCCAUUUCAGUGCCCUCUGGAUCUAGGGAUGCUGGAUAUGGAGUAGCCCCUCCCAUCUUAGUUUGUGGAAGCUUAGUUUACCCCGGACUAUCUGUCAAGAAGGACUAGUUGGACACCUCUACAGGCGCACACACCCUUCCCCCCCUUGAGAAGCUUUUGUUCUAAUCCUGACCAAUGACAGCCAUUCCAGCUAUGCCCAUAAAUCAGCCAACAGGAAUGAUCAUCCCUGUAACCAAAACAUAUGUGGGUGGGAGCACAUAGGUGGAACAUGCCCUUUGGUCUCUGUUGUCUCAUGAGGGCACAAUGUGCCCAUGCAGCCUGCACUGCCCUCACGCUGACUCCAUGGAUUUGGGGAGCUUUGGCACAAGCACAGACUUUUGCUGCAAUUAGUUUACUGUAGAGCAAGGAAGGAUUGCAUGUGCAUUUCAGUAUGGAGGCAUGUGGGUGGAUAGGUCUAGUGCCAAGUCCUCUUCCAUCUCUCCUCCUUGGUGCCACUUUGCUUGAUCAGGUGGGUACAAACAUACUUUACUGCUGACAAUAAAUCGCAUUCACUUCUGAGUCCAUGAUUUUCUUUGAAUGCUGGUUUAAGGCCAGAGCAAUGAAAUGAGACUCUAGGUCCUGACUGUUCUCAUCUGCCCAGUAUUCGCAUGUCGCCCUCCAAGCCCUGGAGUGCCACAAAGGCGUUUUGCAAGGAAACAAAAAGCAAGACCUAUUUAUGACAUGUUCAUACCUAGUGCCUUAAGAUACUUAAGAUUUGAGUGCCAAUCCAAUCCAGAUGAAGUCUUCUUGAUUCAUUUUUAAGUCUCCCUGCUGUCAAAGGCAGAGAGUUAUACAUGUGUUUAAAUUUCCAGUUGAAGUCAAUGAGAUUUAAUGUAAGAGUACUUUAGGUGGGUAGUCAUAUCGUUCUGCAGUAAAACAGUAGGAUUUGAGUUCAAGGCACCUUAGAUCGGGUUCUUGAAAGCUUACACUCUGAAAAUCUUGUUGGUCUCUAAGGCGCCACAGGACUGAAGUCCUGCUGUUUAACAUAGGAAUUGGCAUGCUGGAGCAACGGUUCAUCUAAUCCAGCCUCUAAAUCUGGAGGUCGUCUCAUUCAGCUAUCAUGGCUAAUAGCUAAUGAUAGAGCUCCAUAAAUCUGUCCAAAACUCUUCAAAAGUCAAUGGUCAUUCUCACAUAUUGAGGCAGUGAGUUCCACAAGACUACUCAUUGUGUGAAAUAGUACUUUCUUAAAAUGGCUUGACUUUGGCUGAAUUGUGCCCCUUUUUGCUACCCUCAAAAUAGUAACAUUCUGAAAUUCAAAUUCAAAAUUCUUUGAUGCAGAAGUGAAGAGAAUGUCAGAAGCAUUUGCCUCUGAAUGCUAAAUGCUGGGGGUGGGAUACCGUGCUUGAAGGCCGUUUCCCUUAUACCCCCAUUGGAGUCUUCCCACAGGUACCUGCUGGUCACUACGGGAAACAGGAUGGACUAGAUAGAUUCUUGGCCUGAUCCAGCAAGAUUCUUCUGGUGUUUUAAUGAAAGCUGUACCCCCUUCUUCCCCUUGCGGUGGGAGGGGCAAGGCUCCUGCAUGCAAAGCAUGAGCAGGGCAACACAAGCUAAAAGCUGUAGGAAGCUCAUAAUACAGGCACUCAUUGUUCUAAAGCCCUUUUCAAGGAGGCUAGGAGGUUCUGCCAAGGGACAGUCAGAUCAUCAGCAAGAUGAUCUGGGGAGAUGGCUGAGCAGCACUCAUCUUCUCUGCACCACCCAGUUUCAUGUAGAACAAAAUGGAGGGCUCCAAUGUCUUCUGCAAUUUCUUUGUAUGUCCCCAAACAUAGGGGCAUCUUUGUAUAUACAAGGAAUAAUUGUACAGAAUUCUGUAUGCUCGAACAUCACAGGAUUAUGUUUUUCAUCUCUUUUAUAUAUAUAUAUAUGUAAUAUGAACAAAAACAGAACCUGGAAUACUGUGGUGGAUGGUUGUCUUCUGGGAGUUUUUGUUUGCUUCUUUUAAUAUAUAUGUUAAUUUACGUGAUGUUUUGUAAUAAAAUGAUGGUGGUGAAAGGGAAUGAUAUUCAUCCUUCAAUAGACUUGUCCCAUUCCUGAAGUAGUCCCCUCCCCUGAAAAACUACACAGCAAUUUGACCCAGCCAGAAGCUUCAAAAUCCACUUUCUCCUUAAGUGGAUCAAGGGAUACAUGACUUAUUACACUGUAUAUUUGGGAUCUUUGAAUAUUUCUGAAAUUUGUCCUGGUCAACAUGACUAGAAGUGGGCAAAAUGGCACUCAGUCAGCCAAUGUGCAGGUUUCACAGAACUUAUCAGAACAGGAAGUGGCAUUCUCUCCCUCUGCCUAACAGGAAGUUCUGUGAAACUCAGAAGCGGAUUCCAGUUCUGCUUCCUCUUCAGCCUACCACGCACAUCUCCUUGCUAAACCCAACUGCAAGACCUUCCUGGCACUUAGGCCAAGGAAGAAAAUAUAUCAAUUUCCCACCCUUUGGGGUAGGAAAGUUUGGAAGAAUGAAUAUCUCUCCCUUAUCUAAAAAAAAAAGGAUAAAAAGUCAUCCCAGCAUCGCUAAUGUCCUGGGCAUAUGGGCCAUGCAGGAGUCCAACUCCACAUGUACAUAAGAGAAUAAACAGCCAUGUAUUACCAAA